AUGUCAAGAGUUAUUGUUAAGGGUCUUCCUAAAAAUUGUACUGAAGAACAGUUGAAAAAAUUUUUUAAAGAUUAUGGAACUCUUACUGAUUGUAAGUUAAAAUAUUCAUCUGAUGGUAUUUUUCGCCAAUUUGGUUUUGUUGGUUUUGAAUCAGAAGAUUUGGGCAAAAAAGCAAUAAAAAAAUUAAAUGGAACUUUUAUGGGAACAAGUAAAGUUGUUGUUGAAGAAUGUAAAUCUUUUUCUGAUGAAAAUAAACCUCGAGCUUGGAGUAAGUAUAGUAAAGAAAGUAGUGCUUACAAAAGAUUACAUCCUGAUGAAUCACCAGACAAAAAUACUAAAAAAAUAAAGCUUAGUGGUGAUGACAAUGGAAAAUCAGAAAUGGAUCCAAAAUAUGAAGAAUUUUUAAAAUUUAAUAAAAUUAAUAUUUCAAAACCAGAUAAAUCUGACCAAAGUCAAAAAGAACCAGAUAUUGAAAUUUUAAAAAAUAUGAUAUUAAAUUUUACAGGAAAUAAAAGAGAUUCUUUGAUAUUUAGAGGUUUACCUUCAACUAUAAAACAAGUAAAUUUCAAGGAAUGGCUUAGUCCUAUAAAAUUUAAAUCAUUAGAAAUAAAACGAGGAAAUCAAGAAACUUUCAUGAUUGUAACAUUUGAAAAAAAUACAGAUUUAAGACGUGCUUUAAAAAGAGAUAAUCAAUAUUUAGGUGGAGAUAAAAUUAGAGUUAUAAAGUUUGCCGAACAACAAGGUAAAAAUACAAAAAAUGAUAAAAAAGAGGAAUCAUUAAUAAUAAAACAGGAGAAUGAAAAAUUAAUUGAAGAACAAACACAGAAAAUUUUAGAUACAGGAAGAUUGUUUGUAAGAAAUUUACCUUAUCUUGUUGAAGAAGCAGAUAUUAGAGCAAUUUUUAUAAAAUAUGGAGAAAUUGCUGAUUGUGAAGUUAUUAUUGAUAAGAAAACUGGUCGAAAUAAGGGUUAUGCUAUGGUAACUUUUGUCUUUCCUGAAAAUGCUGUAGAUGCAUUCACAAAAUUAGAUGGAACUAUUUUUAAAGGAAGGAUGCUUCAUAUUUUACCAGGUGAAGAAAAAACUGAAAAAUCAGAACUUCAAGCUGAAAAUCAAUUUGGUUUAUCUAAAUUCCAAAAAGAAAAACAGGCAAAAUUAAAAACUGCUGCUGGUAAAACUUAUUCAUGGAAUAUACUUUUUCUUGGUGCAAAUGCUGUAGCAGAAACUUUAGCUAAACGUUUAGAAGUUGAAAAAUCAGAAAUCUUAACUGGAGAGGGUGAUAAUACUGCUGGAGUUAAACUUGCUUUAGCAGAAACAGCUUUAGUUAGAGAAACUAGAGAUUUUUUAAUUAAAAAUGGAGUAAAAUUAGAUAGUUUUUCUAAUCCUGCUGCUAAGAGGAGUAAAACUGUAAUUAUAGCAAAAAAUUUACCUUCUAAUUUUAAUAAAGAUGAAUUAAGACGAAUGUUUGCUUAUUAUGGUGAUGUCAAGGAUGUAUUAAUGCCAUCUGAACACUCUGUUAGUGCACUUGUUAUAAUGGGAAAUCCUGUAGAUGCUAAAGCAGCUUUUUCUAAUCUUGCAUAUUCAAGAGUUCGAAGUCAACCACUAUAUUUAGAAUGGGCGCCGUAUGAUGUUUUUGAAAAUUCAGAUGAUUCUAAUAAACCUGAUGAAACUGAAGAUUUGAAGGAAGUUGAAAAUAAAAAGAAAGCUAAAAAAGGUGAUCUUACAAGUGAAGAGAAAAAGAUUUUGAGGCGAAGUAAAAAGCAUCAACAAAUUGAAGAAGAUGAGAAACAAUUAGUAAAUAAAGAAGAGUUUGAAGAAGAAAUUCAAGAUGAAGAAGAUAUAGAAGAUGAGGAAGAAAUUGAGGAUGAAGAUGAAGAAGAACUUGAAGAUGAAGAGGAUGUUGAAGAGGAAGAUUUAGUUAAAAAGGAAAAUGAUAAUGAAGACUUUUCUGAAGAUAUUCCAGAGCAUGAAGAUAAUGCUAGAGUUUUUGUUAAAAAUUUGAAUUUCGAAACUACAGAUGAAACAUUAUAUAAAGAAUUUUCUAAAAAAUAUAAUGUACAUUCAGCUACUGUAAGUAGAAAAAUUGAUGUAAAAACUCAGAAACAUACACUUUCUAUGGGUUUUGGUUUUGUACAAUUUUAUACAAAUGAAGAUGCUAUAGAUGCUGUUAAAACACUUCAAGGUAUGUUGAUUGAUGGGCAUUCUAUAGAAUUGAAAUUAUCAAUAAAAGAAAAAGAAAGUAUAGAUAAACAACGCAAGACUGUUGAUCAAGGUGAUCAGGGUGAAUGUACCAAAAUUAUGGUAAGAAAUAUUUCUUUUGCUGCUUCAAUAAAAGAAAUACGUGCAUUAUUUCAAAGUUUUGGUAAUGUUAAAGAUGUAAGGAUUCCUAAAAAGAUGGGUUCAGGAGGACAUCGUGGAUUUGGUUUUGUUGAAUAUAUGUCAAAAAGUGAAGCAAAACAUGCUUUUGAAAGUUUAGUUCAUUCUACUCACUUUUAUGGUCGUCGUUUGGUACUAGAAUGGGCACAUGAAGAUAAAGAUGAAGCAAAUGUAUAA
This is a messenger RNA of Strongyloides ratti, 2550 nucleotides long. Its product is annotated as RNA recognition motif domain and RNA recognition motif domain, eukaryote and Nucleotide-binding, alpha-beta plait domain-containing protein. Lineage: Eukaryota; Metazoa; Nematoda; Chromadorea; Rhabditida; Strongyloididae. The record is from RefSeq and is a predicted model, not a curated record. Bases 1 to 2550 code for a protein of 849 amino acids. The transcript has 2 exons. Gene Ontology annotation, molecular function: RNA binding.